Molecule: messenger RNA, 424 nt
Organism: Gymnogyps californianus (California condor)
Lineage: Eukaryota; Metazoa; Chordata; Aves; Accipitriformes; Cathartidae
Product: metallothionein-1
Exons: 3
Coding region: 42-233 (63 amino acids)
Molecular function (GO): metal ion binding
Source: RefSeq, a predicted model, not a curated record
CGCCCAACGCGUCUGACAGCCGGCACCCAGCCCAGGCAGACAUGGACUCCCAGGACUGCCCUUGUGCCACGGGUGGCACCUGCACCUGCGGGGACAACUGCAAAUGCAAAAACUGCAAAUGCACAUCGUGCAAAAAAGGCUGCUGCUCCUGCUGCCCGGCGGGAUGUGCCAAGUGUGCGCAGGGCUGCGUCUGCAAGGGGCCCCCCUCCGCCAAGUGCAGCUGCUGCAAAUAGGGACCCCCGGCCGCACAUCUGGGGGUGCUGCGCAUCUGGGGGUGCUGCACAUCUGGGGGGCCGAAGAAGAAUAACCUUAUUGUGUAUGUUGGAGUUUUUUUUUUUUUUAUAUAUGUGUUCAGAUAGUGUUUGUCACGCACGAUGUGUAAUAAGCUACCUAAAUAAAGUGAUGUGUAUAUAAAGGUCUAUAA